Pestalotiopsis fici W106-1 is the source of this 1017-nucleotide messenger RNA. RefSeq lists its product as uncharacterized. The record is from RefSeq and is a predicted model, not a curated record. The transcript has a single exon. The coding region runs from base 1 to 1017 and encodes 338 amino acids. NCBI's taxonomy places the organism in Eukaryota, Fungi, Ascomycota, Sordariomycetes, Amphisphaeriales, Sporocadaceae.
AUGAAAGAUCAACUCAACCCAUACGCUAAGCUAUUCAGUGAGCCCAAGGGCCCUGGCGAUCAGCGGCCAACAGCGCUUGGAAUUGUCAAAGAUAAUGACCUGCUUGGCACUUGGACUGACAAGGUCGUCCUCCUGACCGGUGGAACAUCUGGCAUCGGAGUCGAGACCGCCCGAGCCCUCUACGCUACCGGGGCCCACGUCUUUAUCACGGCUCGUUCCAUGGACAAGGCUGAGGCCACCGUGCAAGACAUUACGAGCAGCAUUAAUGGAAGGGGAUCAAUAGGGGUCAUCGAGAUGGACAUGGACUCACUGGAGUCUGUGAGAAAAGCUGCUGACGACUUUCUCAGCCGGACCACCCGACUUAAUGUGCUCAUCAACAACGCAGGUAUCAUGGCGUGUCCCAGAACGUUGACCAUGGACGGAUUUGAGCGCCAGUUUGCAGUAAACUAUCUCGCGCACUUUGCCCUGACUAUUUUGCUACUGCCCAGUCUGAUGGCGUCGUCUUCAAGCACUUUCAACUCGCGAGUCGUCAACGUCUCUUCGUCCUCACAUCGGUUCUCCUCGGUCGAUUUCAGCGAUAUCAAUCUGACUCAUAGUUAUGACCCGUACCGCGCCUACGGUCAGUCCAAGACAGCUCUGAACUGGCUGUCCAACUACAUUGAUCGCGCCUAUGGCCCCCGCGGCGUGCACGCCCUUUGCCUCAAUCCCGGUGGGAUCUGGACGGGUCUACAAGGAUAUGCAACACCACAGCAACUAGAAGAGUGGAAGAAGGACAAGGAAACAAUGAAACAGAUGCAAUCCCCGGCGCAAGGUGCUGCUACUACAGUGUGGGCAGCCGCUGGAAAGGUGUGGGAGGGACAUGGUGGCAGAUAUCUGUCGAGCUGCCGGGUUGCUACCCAGUCUGAAAACGAGACCAACGCUAUUGAUGAUGGAUAUGCUCCCUACAACUACGAUACAGAGAGUGAAGAGAGGUUAUGGAAGUUGAGCUUGGAGAUGACUGGCUUGUCGGCCCCUUGA